UUUUAAAUAUGAUCCAAAUUAAUAUUAUUAGAUACAGAUUAAUGAAUGAGCCAUAGCAAAAUGAAUAAAAAGCUUAUAUAAUCUGCCUAAAAAAGUCUUAAAUUUAAUGAAAUAAUAGAGUGUUAAGCAAAUUUUCUAAAAAUGUAUAAUAAAUAUUGGCUGACAUAAUAAAAAUUUGCCUUGAAAAUAAGUGGAAAGUAAAGAAGAGAGAGAUAUUUAAAUAAAAUUGAUUUUGGCAUUUAAUGUUCAGCUUGAAAAGAAUAGAAAGAUAAAUAAAUGGUGUAUUAAUUCAAAAUAUAUAACCUAAAUCACAC
Messenger RNA from Paramecium sonneborni, 314 nucleotides. Lineage: Eukaryota; Ciliophora; Oligohymenophorea; Peniculida; Parameciidae. The record is from the annotation of a GenBank genome assembly.